Ilyonectria robusta is the source of this 661-nucleotide messenger RNA. Its product is annotated as DNA-directed RNA polymerase. NCBI's taxonomy places the organism in Eukaryota, Fungi, Ascomycota, Sordariomycetes, Hypocreales, Nectriaceae. The record is from RefSeq and is a predicted model, not a curated record. Gene Ontology annotation, cellular component: RNA polymerase I complex; RNA polymerase III complex. Gene Ontology annotation, biological process: DNA-templated transcription. The transcript is spliced from 4 exons. Bases 121 to 570 code for a protein of 149 amino acids. Gene Ontology annotation, molecular function: protein dimerization activity; DNA binding; DNA-directed RNA polymerase activity.
UGGACUCGUGGGAGAAAAUGCAACUUUGACUUGAAGUCAGCCUUGUUUCGUGGUCGCUUCGGAACCUGUUUCUGAAUCAUCAACAAAUACCCACUAUACUCACACUUCUCACACUUCACAAUGCCCGGACGCACAAAGAAGCAGGAGGAUCCCGUGGAGGACACCAACAUGGAAGACGCACCGCCAUCCGCCCAGGUGGAGGAUGUUAACGAUGAGGAUGUUGAGGAGGAAGAAGAGGAAGAGGAAGAGGAAAUUGAGCCUCAGCGUGUGAAAAUUCUUCCCGGCUCAACAGAUACUGCUGCCUCGUUUGAGUUCAUCGACGAGGGUCACACUCUCGGAAACGCCCUGAGAUAUAUUGUCAUGAAGAACCCCGAUGUUGAGUUUUGCGCAUACUCUAUCCCUCACCCCUCUGAGCCCAAGAUGAACAUCAGAAUCCAGACAUACAAGGGGACCGCUUUCGAUGCCCUUAAGAAGGGCCUGAGCGACCUCCAAGAUGUGUGUGAUGUGGUUGCAGAUGAGUUCUGGACGAAGAGAGAGGCAUACAAUGGCGAGCACGGAAUUGACCGGUAAAGUCUGAACGGGUUUGGAUGGAAACCAUGGAGACUUGGACGGGGUGCAUUCCUAAAUAAAAAUCACGUCGAGGCGUGUGGGACUUUUGAGG